Molecule: messenger RNA, 393 nt
Organism: Paramuricea clavata
Lineage: Eukaryota; Metazoa; Cnidaria; Anthozoa; Malacalcyonacea; Plexauridae
Source: the annotation of a GenBank genome assembly
AUGUUUAUACCGCCAAAAACGACGAAGAAACAAGCGAAAACUCAACGAAUGGCAUAUUUUCAUAUAUCUCCUCCGGAUGUGCUUAAUUUCACCGAUGGUUCAACGGCUCGAACUGGCGUGAAUGGAGGUCCGGACGCUUGGAGCAAUUACACUUUGGCAACAAUGCUUGAUAAAGUAGACGAGGCAGGUCAGGUAGCUACACUUCUUGCAGUAGUGGGAAAAAAGGCAAACAAAGUAUUUAGGGCAUUUGUUUGGGGGUCAGAAGGUGAUUCUAAGAAAAUUGAUCUAGUCUUAAAGCAGUUCGAGGAAUACUGUAUUCCAAGACAGAAUGUGGCAUAUGAAUGUUUUUGUCUGUUUACGCGUGAUCAAGGGCCCACGCCACGGGAACCGUAG